AUGGAUAAAGAUAAAACUCAUUAUUAAUAGCAAAUGGAAGAUAAAUUUUUUGAUCCAUUUGGUUGUUUAACAAUAACUGAACUAAAUAACAAACUUAAUUAAGGGAACGCUUUUAUAAUGAAAGAUAGAUAAAGUAUUGAUUUAGAAGGGGAAAAUAAAAAUAUGCAGGAAUUUUAUUAUGAUCAUGUAAUUUCAAAAACCAAAGAUGAUCCAUCAAUCUUCGACCCAAAGAAGUUUAAGAUAGAUACAAUAGAAAGUGUUUUUAGUGAAAAAAAUGUAGUUUAGUUAUAAAAGUUAUUAGAAAGUGGAGAAGAAGAUAAUUUAUUAUAUUAUACUAAGGUGAAUAAGUCAAUAGAAGUACGUGCAGAUGAAACUUUACUUAAUAAUUAUCUCUAUUUGUAUAAAAUUAGAAGUUUAUUAUGUCAGCCCUGCAGUCUUUAGUAGUGCUCAACUAAAAUGAAAUCUGAAGUUCAUAAAUUUGGUGCUUUUGAAGUAUUUGAAAUGAAGGAUAGUAAAAACAAAAUUGAUCAGAUAUUUUUCUUUGAUUUCCACGUAUAAAAAAUAUAUUUCAUAUAAAUGAACUAAACUGUGGUGAAGCACUUUAAAGAUAUAAAGGGAGUUAAUUCUUUUUUUAACGAUGAUGAAAUUAAUUUAAUUAUUUAAUCAGAUGUUAAAAGCACAUAACAUGAUAAUAAAAAAUAUAAGUUAAAAUAUAAAUUUUAAAGAGAUUUGCUUGUGAACUAUUUUAAGCUAGUUAUUGAGAAUACAAAAUUAGAAAGCAAUUUUUUAUAGAUAAAAGAAUCAUUAUUAAAUUUAAUACAAGAGGAUAUAAUUGUGCCUCCAAAAGCAAUUUUAUCCUACCAACUAAAGAUUAAAGUAAAAGGAGAAUAUCAUAAUGUAGACUUCACAAUUGGUAUAAAUAAUAUUGUAGUCCAUGAAUGGCUUAAAGGAGGUGACUAAUAAAAAACAAUAAAUUUUAAAAUUCAUUUUUUGAUUCCUUUCAAUCACCCAUACUUUUAUAUAGACAGCAACUGUGAACCAAAUUAAUUAAUAUGCAAACACGGGAGUGAAACUAUUUCUUUUUCAUUUAAUAGUGAACUAGAAGCUUAAAACGUAAAAGAAACACUUCAAGCUGUUUAUCUUAAAAAAAUAUAGAAUGACUAAAUUUACAUUCACAUCCCAUACAUAAAAAAGUUCAAUAAAGAGAAGGUUUCAAACUUGUAAAGCUACUUGAAAGACAAGAGUAAAUAAAUAACAGAAAAAAUUGAACAUCACAAGUAUGUUCUCUCUCUUCUUCUUAAAGCUAGAUAUCUUUUAGACAAAUAAGGAGAAAAAUUGGAUUAUGAAUUCGAAGAGGAUAAAGCUUUCUACAACACUCCUGAAACUAAAAAAUCUUACCAAAACUAUGAAGACGAUGAUGAAGAUAUCUAUGAGCCAGAGUAGUGA
This is a messenger RNA of Tetrahymena thermophila SB210, 1446 nucleotides long. RefSeq lists its product as hypothetical. NCBI's taxonomy places the organism in Eukaryota, Ciliophora, Oligohymenophorea, Hymenostomatida, Tetrahymenidae. The record is from RefSeq and is a predicted model, not a curated record. The transcript has 8 exons.